This is a messenger RNA of Amoebophrya sp. A120, 4898 nucleotides long. NCBI's taxonomy places the organism in Eukaryota, Dinophyceae, Syndiniales, Amoebophryaceae. The record is from the annotation of a GenBank genome assembly.
AAGCACUGACUCGAUCACGAAGACGAUCAUGCGCUUUUCGGAAAAAAAAAUUAUGACCCUGCGCUGUUUGUUGUUUUCGAUGUAUAGCGAACGUCAACGUCGUGAAUCACCAUGAAGUCGAUGUUGUAAACGACACACAGAUCAAUCUUUCUCUUUUCUGGCAUUUUUAUCAAUCUGGUAUUAUUUUGGGAUCAAAAAGCUUCAUGAUUUAACAAUCGGUACGUCUCGAAGGGAUGUGAUCUGUGUUUUCCCUGCAAUUUCACAGUCCUGGUAAGUAUGCUUUUCGCUACGACCUAGAUCUAUCAUCCUUACGCUAUUGGUGUCAGCCUUUUACCUCUUAGUUUUUGUGUUUCACACCACGAACAAUCGAAACUUACUCUCUUGUGCACAAGACGAGGAACUGCUGGCGUUGCUACAACUCAGCCCGGCCAUUGUACACCUCUGCGUGUCUCGCACUCACCACAACCCGAAAAGUAGACAGCAUGGCCGCCGCGGCUCUGAGCUCUUCUUUGAUGCGAAUCAGCGGAAGGCGGUUUGCGCCGGCGGUAAGCAGAUCAGGAGCAUCUUCACGGACACAGGAGAUCAUUGCCCCAUGGAGCAAUGCGGCAAAUCGCAGUUUCAGCACUAUCGGGGGCCUCUCAAGUUGUACGAGAUCAAGUCAGGCGUUAGGCGGAUUGCAAAAUAAUGGCAGUAAGAAUCGUCUCCCGGCGAGAACUGCGGUGUCCAGGCAGAAGCGGUACUUGUUUAUUUUCCUUUCGUUGUUCUGCUUUCUUGCACAACGACAACUGCAUGCAUAUUCAGCAGCAGACACGACUAAAACGGUGUGAAGCAAAAACCCCACAAUGACGCUAAUUUUACACAGCAUCCGUUUUGCUCGACCUCGAGUCUACUUACAAGCUUGUUUAACAUGAUAAAUAAUGAUAAUAAUCAUACACAUAGGGGAUUCCCAAUCAUACGCUGCUCAGGUCCUUUUCGCAAGCGGCGAUGUCGGCCGCCGCGCCAAAUCCAGGCGAGGAACAAAUGGCAACCGCAACGGCUGGAGAAGCAACUAAAGAAGGUACAUAAAAACAAGAUCACGAUCGUAGGACAGCAUUCGAAAAUCGACGAUGCUGCAAAUUUUUAUCUUGUAUCGGUGUCGUGUUGUCACGCCCUUUGCGCCUGUUCGUGCAGGCUGCAUGUCUGUGGUGAUGCAUUGGUGGCUUUCCCCGCAUGAUAAAUUUUUAUUUAACUUGUAAGCACCAGCACGUAGUUUGGCAUACCUGCAGAAAAAGAGAAUUAUGUCACAAGGUGCACUCCCACCUUCUCCUUCAGGGUCUCAAGCGGGUGCAGCAGCAGAAGGUGGUACUACUAGCGCGGACACGUCCGCCGCAACAUCAGGGACGGACAACAAUGCGCAGCUAAUUUCGGACUUGGAGACCCAGAACGAAGAGCUGAAGGUAUCAACCGCAAAGAAAAAUGUCUUGGUGUGGGAUAAUCUUUGUGUUGCUACGCCACCUCGGCCUAGUACCUUGACUAAGAAAGUUCUUCUGCUUACGCUUUCGGUAUACUUUUUUGUCGCAUAGACGGGAAGAGGGCGUUUCUCGUCAUUCACGAAAUAGAGACGUAUCUACUUCAAAAAGCCCUUGCAAGGCAAGCAUCUCAUAGUACUCCGGUCGGAUGCAUACGUGACCUUGUGAGUCGCGCUUGACAUCGUAAUCGUUAUUCCACCUGGUCGAGGCAUUUUUACGUUUGUAGUGCAUAGGAGGAGAAGAAUGACGACUUGCUGUCAAAACUCCGGUAUGAAUUGCAAAAGCAUCGUACUCGUAUAAAUGCAUUACAAAUUUCCCCAGCAUGAAAAAAAAAAUUUGCAAUGCGGAUUUACCUUAAGAAAAAGAUUUGUAAUGCAUGACUGCAAUAUACUAUCUACGAGUGCGAUACUUUUGCACAGGAUAUCCGGUACCAAAUGGCGGACGCAGAGAACAUCCGGAAGCGGCAGGUGCUGGAAGUCCAGCAGGCCAAAGACUACGCGAUAUCGAAGUUUGCAAAAGAUAUCGUCGAGGUCGCGGACAACUUGCAGCGGGCUCUGGAAACGGUAUAGUGCUAGAUAAGAAUGUGAAUCUAGAAAAUGAAUCAAUUGCACAGGACGACGCGAACAGGCAACGCUUUUUAAGAUGCGUUGUUUAAUACUUGUCUGUUCUGCAGGAGAUGUUAUUUAAUUACAUCAUCGCUCGACCAGACGACACGAGAAAAUUUUGGUUUGAAAAAGCGUUGAAGCAGCAGACGACACGAGAAAACUACAUUUGCCCAUGAACUUUUAUUAUGUCCUCUGUUGCUGGUCUUCUACUUGAAGUGCCACAUUCUUUAUACGAAUUGAAAGCACUUCAGGUACCGGAGCAAGGCGACGCUGGAAGCGCGACUGCUAGUACCACCGAUGGGGGAUCAUAUUCUACAGGACUAAAGUACAUCCAUAGUACCGGAAAAAAUUGCUGAUGCCGUAGUUUUUCUGUCACAAAGAGCUCUGUGAUGAGGAUCUUCCACAAGAAAGGCAAAAAUCAUCUGCCAUUCUACGACGUUGGAGAAUGUUGAAUGUAAUGCGGACUAGCAUGACAUCAAAGGGAAAGGAUUCCAAGAAAUUUGUUAUUGCUUUUGUGACACAAAAAACUGCAUGGCAAGUUUAUUUUUUCCCGCGAGCAUGGGUGUACCUUUUUAUUUUUUCUGUAGGAUAGUUUAACACCCACGAGUGCCGAGGAGUCUCUGAAGAAACUGUACGAGGGCGUGAAACUCACGGACGACAUUCUUAUGGCGGUGUAAUCUCCAAGCUAGUUCCAUGGACAUCUGCUGUAUCAUUGUGUUGAGCUGAGUUGUCGUACAAAGGAGCCUCUAUCAGCUUCGUUCUGCAUGAAGAUGACCACGCUGGCUUGCAUGUUGACAACUAAUAAAAUUCGCAACCACAGCACGCUAAAAAGCAACGAACAAAUGCGUGGGAAACGUGAAGUGGAACAGCGUAACAAGCUCCAUCUGAUUUUGCCUUUGCUGAUUCUUGCAUCACAAACCAACAGAAAGUAAGAUCAUGCAAAGAGAUGUCCAUGCAACUAGAGCGAUUGAGAACAAUUGCAUAAUUCUGUUGAAAACCUUGGAGAAGUACGGCAUUGCGAAGCUAAAUCCGAUGAACGAGAAGUUUGACCCCAAUUUCCACGAGGCCAUGUUCCAGCUGGAUAGUGAGCAGCCCAAAGAUACCGUGGUGCACGUGAUGCAAAAUGGGUGGAUACGGAACUGAAGCAACCCUCUCUCAACAGCGUGGCAGACACACCUAUAAAUCUAUUUGUGAAUAAUUUGUAUCGAUUUGUUUGCAAUUUGAAUCUGGAGCUACUGCUAAUGCUAGCUCGACCAGACUGCUAGUAUCGAAGACGAGACUAAAGUAGAAAUAGUUCCGAAGACGAGCGCCACGCGAAGUUUUGACAUGACGCGAGUAACGCUAACGACAAGGACGAGCAACAGGGCGUUCACAGCUGCCUGGACCCAUGUGUAUGUACAGAUGAAAGUACUUACUUCUACCGAGCAGGUGAGUAAUUAUGUGGUAGAACUACGUACUUGCAGUUGCUGCAAAUCGAAAUACGGAUUCUGCAUAGAACUUUCCAAGUCGCAAAGGUUUGAGUCAGUGUGAUCUGCACAGAAAUUUUUCCAUGAUGAUACAGGAAGUUGUAUCCUGAUUAAAAACGUCCCCACACUAGAGUCAAGAUGGGGAUUUUGCAACACAAACCUAGAAGUUUUGGGAGUCACGCAUGACAAGUUUCAGUCCGUAAGGUAGUGCAAGUUAGCAAGGAAAGCCGCAUCACAAAUCGAUCUGCUGAUCCUGUUUACAGCAUGACAAGUUCCCAAACACGAUUGAAAAUGCCUGUCAUGGGGUUGCGCAUAACAAACGUGUCUGUCAUGGCAAAUCUGCAUGACAACUCUGGCGUGGGGACGUUUUUACUCAGGAUAAGUUGAAGGACCGGAUGUUGCGGGCGGCCAGGGUUGGAACCAGCAAGGGACCCCCGGUAUCAAAUGCAAAAAUGUCUGGGUCUGGAAGAUUUUGAGAUUUGUCAUGCCUGUUUGGCAUGACCGAAAAGGUUGUGAUGCGUGUCCAGCAAGAAGAGACCCUUUUGCCUGUCAUGCAAAAACGCAGUUUGUCAUGCGAAAAACGCAACACAAAGAAGCGCAGAUACUUCUCAAGCUUGCCUGUGCAUUACAGAACAUUCACUAUUCCCAACGCAGCAUUACUUACAAGUUUCCAGACCCAGACAUUUUUACAUUUGAUACCCGGCGGCAUGAAAAAGCUGCUGCACACGACCAUUGUACGAACUCACUGCGGCGCUUUUUUUUUCCGGCGCAGCAUGAAUGUCGAAGUUGUACCUCCAGAACUCCGUGCAGGUAGAAGUUGUAAGCGGGCGACAUGAUAGCGAAACAAGAAGAGGUUCGGAUUUUUUACCGUGCGACAGCCACCGUCGCGGCAGGCGACCAGUACACCUUCUAAUUACAGUCUAGCGACAAAAGCAAGUACUACACCGAGACGAGUACUACAGUAGCGUAGAUAAAUUUUAGCUUCACGAUUUGCACCUUGGUGAAACAAGAAGUACACCGAGACCGACGCAGCAGGCCAUUUUCGAUAAAAGGACGUGACAAGAGCUGCAAGAGGAUAUCUGACGAACCUACGCCAGUGAAACAAGUGAACGAAGUGAUCAAGAUGAACGAUCUUUUUGAUUAUACCAAGUCUUAGUCUUAUGAAUACAGCGACACGCACGACAACAAUACUUUUGGGGGGAAGAAGAUGAUAGAUGAACCACUAUCGAAGAAAGUAUCGAAUGAAAGAGUUCCGCCUCUUAUAUCUGCCGAAUAUGAUAUGAUCGGGUCAACACGACCUGAUCGGCGAUUAAGAGUAC